This is a messenger RNA of Chondrus crispus (carragheen), 879 nucleotides long. RefSeq lists its product as hypothetical. NCBI's taxonomy places the organism in Eukaryota, Rhodophyta, Florideophyceae, Gigartinales, Gigartinaceae. The transcript has a single exon. The coding region runs from base 1 to 879 and encodes 292 amino acids. The record is from RefSeq and is a predicted model, not a curated record.
AUGACCCCCGCCCAAAACCACCCCCUUCUCCCAGCUGUGCACCACCACCGCAGCAGCCGCCGCGGACCCGUCCAUCUGCGCCUCGCUCGCGUGCCGUCAUCUCGGCAUCGCCCCAGCCCAGCACGCGCUUUCCGCCGCCACCCUCUCUUCGCUCGCCGCCUCCCUCGUGUCCCGCUGGUGGUUCGCCACCGGCGCCUUCGUCCCGGGCGUCCCUGUGCACUUCCGCAAGGGCUUCACCAAGGUCCACGCCCACGGCGGCGUCGAGCGCGACGUUGCAGAGGACUCCGUCGCCGCCUACGUCUUCGGCCGCCACAAGGACGUCGCCGUCUCCGUCACCGUCCCCGUCGUCACCAUGCACUUCUUCCUCGAGGCCGCGAGUCCAUUCCCCAUGGAGCGCAUGCCUCUGCGCCUCGUCCACGUCUCCAAGACCGCGCCGCGCGAUCGCCGCGCGAUCCGCCCGCCUUCCCGCCGUCGGCCCCCACCCCUGCUCGACGCGCCCGACACACACACGCGCGCGUCGUCGUCAAUGGCUCGACACUGCUCGCGUGUGCCGUGCCCAGCGGCGACCGUGUGCGCGUGCUGGACGUGCACGUGCCGCCGGAGCUGCUGCUGGCCAAACCGCCGCUGAACACGAUGGCCGUGGAGUACGACCCCGCGUCGCGCGCGGCGUACUGGCUCAAGUCUGUCGACGUCGUGCUGUGCAUCCUGCCGCUGCCGCCAAUCGCCGAUGACGCGUGGCGCUUCACGCCGCACGUGCCGGACAUGACGCCCCCGCGGCUGUGGGCAUGCUGGCAGGAGCUGGGGAAUGAGAGCUGGAGAAUGGGAGCUGGAGAAUGGGAGCUGGAGGAUGGGAGCUGGAGGAUGGGAGCUGGAGGAUAG